Molecule: messenger RNA, 3442 nt
Organism: Chironomus riparius
Lineage: Eukaryota; Metazoa; Arthropoda; Insecta; Diptera; Chironomidae
Source: the annotation of a GenBank genome assembly
UCAUGUUUGAAUUGGAAAUUUUUAUGUGGUAAAUAGAAAAAGAAAGUUGCGGAAAAAAGUUCUGUUAUCAAACAAUUCAUUUUUUUAUGAUCAAUAAGAAACAAAAAGAAAAACACAAAACAAAAAGUAAUAAGUGAGACUGGGAAAAAAGAAGGAAGGAAGAAGGAAAAGUGAUUUAUUUUGUUCAACGUCAACAUUUGCAAAACGAAAUAAUCAAACUAGACCACCUUACCUAAUGCAUAUAUCUAUAAGUGUGUAUAAAAGUGAAUCAUUUUAAGGACAAAAGUCUUUGUUGUGCUAUGCUGUGCUUUUUGGACGGUAAAUGUCAAAGAGAGGAAAAAUAAAUAGCAAAAGCAAGUUUUUUUUAAAUAUAAAUUCUGCAUUCAUCGACCAAAGUACUAUCUUACAUAACAGACAGCAAAAAGAAGACAAAAAUUUAUUUUUCGCAACCGAAAAAAAAGUUUUUCUCUCAUUUUUUGCGAAUGUCUAAAAGAAUAAUAGCAAAAACCAGCAGCUUCAAAUAUUUUAACACACACAAAAAUAUGUCUUCAUAAAGUCAUUUAAAGGAAUUCAAACUGACAGUUAUUGCGUGGAGAAGUAAAACGAUCGAUUGCGAUUUUUUUUCUGCGUAGAGGAAGAAAGAAACGUGAGGAAAGCAGUAAAAUCUUCUCGUCUUUUAGCAUUUUCUAUUUUCAUAAAAAUCCAAUGACAUCGAUUUUGUUAAUGAACCAUGAACAAAACGCAAAAUCGAUAGAAAAUGAAACUAAACAAGUGAUUGCUGAAAACGAAGAACAAAUAAUGCUUCAAAAGAGAGAAUGUGGAGCAACAAAUAGGAAUUGCAAUUUAUUUAAGAUAACAUUACCUACAAAACCUUCCAUUCCAUUGUUAUCCAAUUCAACUGCAUCAAUUUCAACGAAAACCAUUCUUUUUUAUGCAAUUUUGAGUACUGCUCUAGUGCUAUGCCACUUCCCAAUAUUAGUAAAUGCAGAGGAAAAUGUUACUAGUCAACCUCUGCCUUUUUUCCCCGAAGGAAAAUCAGACAAAGAAAUUUUAGAUCAACUGCUUCAAAAGUCUAACUACGACAAGCGUAUCUUGCCUCCUGUUUUAGGAACUUUAACUGUUAACGUUAGCGUAUUAUUAUUAAGUUUAGCAUCGCCCGAUGAAUCUAGUCUAAAAUAUGAAGUGGAAUUUUUGCUACAACAACAAUGGUAUGAUCCGAGACUGAAAUAUUCAAAUCAAUCGUUUUACGAAUACUUAAAUGCCAUACAUCAUCAUGAACAAAUGUGGUUACCCGACACGUAUUUCAUUAUGCAUGGUGAUUUUAAAGAUCCCAUUGUACCAAUGCAUUUCGCCUUAAGAAUUUAUCGCAAUGGCACAAUCAAUUAUUUGAUGAGACGACAUUUAAUACUAUCAUGUCAGGGAAGGCUGAAUAUCUUUCCAUUCGAUGAUCCAUUGUGUUCGUUCUCAGUUGAAAGUAUAUCUUAUGAAGAGUCAUCCAUUACAUACGUGUGGAAAAAUGACGAAGAUACGUUACGGAAAAGUCCUUCAUUAACAACAUUAAACGCUUAUCUUAUUCGGAACAAAACAGAUGAUUGUGAUGUUAAAGGAACUUGGAGAGGAAAUUAUUCAUGUCUAAAAGUGGAACUGACAUUUACAAGGGAUCGAGCAUUCUAUUUUACAACUGUUUUCAUACCUGGCAUUAUUCUCGUAACAUCAUCGUUUAUCACAUUUUGGCUUGAAUGGAAUGCAGUGCCAGCAAGAGUUAUGAUAGGCGUAACAACAAUGUUGAAUUUUUUCACAACAUCAAACGGAUUCCGAAGUACACUUCCAGUUGUAUCCAAUUUAACGGCAAUGAAUAUAUGGGACGGCGUGUGUAUGUGCUUUAUCUAUGCAUCACUUCUUGAAUUUGUUUGCGUCAAUUAUGUGGGAAGGAAGCGACCAUUACACAAUGUUGUCUAUCGACCAGGGGAGAAUCCUGUCACUCAGCGUCUUCCAGCAGUACUCAGUCGAUUUGGAAUGAUACUUGCAAGUCCAUUGCAAACGAUAGAAAAUGAAUUUCACGUGGCAAUAUCGAAUGAAAAGAAUGCAACAGGAACAGCGACAAACUCAACGGUUUCAACGAUUCAACCAUCGACUUCAAAGGAUGGUUUCCAAGAAGAAUUGCCAUUGAAACCUCCAAAACGACGACAAAAAAAGGUUCUUCAACCACAAUCAUCACAAAUUUUGGAAACGACAAUUGACAAUGUUGAUGAAGAAAGUGAAAAUCAAGGUGAGAAGAAGCGUGAACAAGCACCCGCAAGUGGAGGUAGCGGAGUUCAAGAACGAAAUGAAAUUGUCGCAUGUACGAGUUGCGGUAACAAUGGAUCACCGUGUACACAUUCAGCAAAUAAUGGAUGCGCAACUGAGACAUGUUUCGUACAAAUGCGGAAGAAAGAGCCUCCACAUCCGAUUCGCGUUGCCAAGACCAUAGAUGUUAUAGCAAGAAUAACGUUUCCUCUUGCCUAUGCAGUGUUCUUAAUAAUUUUCUUUGCACACAAAAAGUUCUUCGCAAACGAUUGAUGUUAUCGGUUAAGCUAUUUUAAAGCCAAGACAGAAGAGGAUAAAGUUUGUUAUUAUUCAAUUUAUAUCGUCAAUGCAAAGCAAGAAAAUUAUUUAUUGUAUCUCCUUAAAAUAAAUAUACAUUAUAUCACCGAGGAAUGAAGAAAUGACACAGAAAAGGGGGUCAAAAAGAACAAGUUUUUACAUAAAAAUGAAGAAAAUUUAAAAAAUUCAUAAAGAAGAAGAAAAGUUGAAAUUUUCUUUUUUGUGACAAACCAGCAGAACCACAGAUACAUUUUUCCUUUUUUAGAUAAUGAUAUAAUUUAGUCUUAUGUAAUUUUUCUAUUUUCUGAACUAAAACAUUUUUUUUCUAUCUAUAACAUUUAUCCAAGCAACAACAGCAGCUUAAGCGACAAUGACAAGGAAUCCUUAAAAUAAACAUUUUAAGAGUUUUAUUGUGCACAAACACAUUAAGAAAACCAAAUAUCAAAUGAAAGCAAACCGAAACAAUCAAUUUUCCUUAAUAUUCUGAUGAAAUGGAACAAAAGAAUCUUCUGUCAUAUUUUCCUUUUAAUUAUUGUUCACAUUAGUGCACUGUUUGAAAACAUAAAAUAUAGUAUGAGAAUAGGCUUCAAAAUGCUUAAAUUUACAAGUCAUUCUUAUGUUAAGAAAAAUAAACAACAUAAUCAAUUUUGUGAGCUUUUUUAAAAGUCGCAAUAAAUCGUUCGCAUUUUAGGCAACAAGAUUAUAAUGUUGGUUGUAAGUUGGGAAAAAUUGUGCGUUUUACGUAGUUUUUUUAUUAAUACAAGCUUAGAAAAUAAAAGAUAACUAAGAAAUUUUACAUCUUACAAAUCUGCUUAUUUAGUGAAUCUAAUAUCCUAGAUUAAGCCUAAGUUUUUCUAAG